AUGGAUUUAACAGGAAAUUCUAGUCAAGGUAUAGGUGAUGCACAUUUAGCAUCAUUUAUUGAACAAGAAAAUCAAAAACAACGUUUUCAAUCUGUUGUACAUUCUUUAACUGAACAAUGUUGGGAAUUAUGUGCACCAAGUAUAUCAUCAAGACUUGAUGGAAGAACUGAAACAUGUUUAGCUAAUUGUGUUGAACGUUUUAUUGAUUCAAGUAAUUAUAUUAUUAAUAAACUUGGUCAAGAAGGUGCUGCUGCAUCAAUGAAAUCAAAUGAAUUUAGUUCAUCAACUGAUUUUUCAUUGGGUACACCUGAUAUGGGUCUUCAAACACCGGAAUUUUCAACAGAUUAUAGUUCAUCAACAACAAAUCAACAAGAGAAAAAGAGUAGUUGGAAAUUUUGGUAG
Molecule: messenger RNA, 402 nt
Organism: Rotaria sordida
Lineage: Eukaryota; Metazoa; Rotifera; Eurotatoria; Philodinida; Philodinidae
Source: the annotation of a GenBank genome assembly